CACCGAAUGCUCCCGCGGCGUUUCAGUCCGGUCUAGUCCGUCGUUGCGACACGUUUGCCGCGCGGUUUCGUUCCGAGAGCCGAUACAGAAUUUCGUUUCGCUACUCCGAGCGGUCUGUUCGCGGGUAAAGUGCGUGCAUGUGCUCGUGAUACAAGGACCUAUCAGGGAUGGAGUGAAGUGUAAAAAAAAAAGCCAACCAUGAGCACGAUGACGAGACGCUGGAUCAUUCACGGCCUGCUUCUCCUUGGAUAUAUUCAAGCAUGCUGGCAGCUCACGAUAAAAAACGUGAACGUACCACCAACGGUGAAGGCCGACAGCACCGAUUACGUGAUCCUGGACUGCGACUACGACCUCGAGGACACGCCUAGCAAGGGAUUAGUAGUGAAAUGGUUCUUCAACACCAACGAAGUGGCUUACCAAUGGAUACGCGGUAGGGACCCUCUGGCCGGCGACACCACGCGAAAGUACGUAGACCUGAAGUACAAAGCCAGCGACGAUCCGUACACCGAGUACCGAGCCAUGAAAUUGAAUAAACCCGGUAUCGAUCUCACCGGCGAAUACACGUGCGUCAUAUCCACUUUCGCCGACGAGAAAUCAGCGAGCGCAUCCAUGGUCGUCUAUUCGACGGAGGACAAAUUCGAACUUGUAUAUAAGAAAAGGACCAUAGAUGAUAAAGAGGGGGUGGAGAUCACGUGCAUGGCAGAGGGGCUCUACCCGCAACCUACUCUGGAUAUAUCAAUCGAGAGCGUACCGGAGAAGCAAACGGCCAAGCCCACCGUUACGCUGCGUGACGAUGGACUGUACGAUAUCUUAUCACGAACGACCUUACUGGACGAGGAUUUGCCGGAGGCGGCGAUUGUCAAAUGCCUGCUCGGAAUACCGAAGGCGAACUACAACGUGUCCCACAAAACCGUUUACUAUCCAGGAACGCCUACUACUAGUUCAACCGCUACAACGAAGCUGCUGCACAAAAUGGAGAUCCAAGCGCUAGACGACUCGAGGCCUAGCAAUGGUGGUGGGAAUUUCGCUGGUCGAUUGUCAAUUAACAUCCUGCUAGUCACGAUACAUGCGAUAUUCGUCAACUUGCUCAUUUAACUGUCCGAUCAUUAGAUCGUCAAACAGGAAUCGCAAACUGGGGAGUAAGCUUUAAAACUCGACUAUUCCCCGAUCUUGUCGUCUUGCGAGCACCACUGCCUACGAGAUACGGAAAACGCGUGUCCGUGUUUUAAACGUUGUAUCAAAGAAACAAAGAAAAAAAGAAAAAAAAGAAACGCAAAAAAGAAAAAAGAUGAGAACUUUACGAACGCGUUCGUAAUGGCGUACGCGGGGAAUACGUGAACGGAGAAACAUUGUACGUGCUGUUUAGAGUGUUGUUUAUACAUAUUAUAUAUAAUGAGAUUCUCUAGUUGGAUGUAACUAUCGUUGCACGAACGUUCGAAACCAAAGAUUCGGGCGAGGAAGCCUGUUAAUCAAAAUAUAAAUGAGAGGAGACCCCCCACCCCAACCCUUUUCCCGCGGACCGUUGUAAAUAUACGUUCAAGAUUUCAUCUUGUAUAUUGCAGUUCGAGUCAUAUUAUAGAUCGUGUUUGUUGCUCUCUCUCUCUCUCUUCGUGUUACGUCGGAUUCGUAAUAAGUAUAUCGUUUAAAUGGGAUAAAGUGUAUGGAAUUUUAUAUGCGAUGUACAGCGGACAGGAUAUACGCAGGGCGUUAGGAACAGGACGUUUAUCUCCGUCAGGAAAAUACUUCUUGGGAUCAUUAAGUAAUUAAUUGAUAAUAAUAAUAAUAAUAAUAAUAAUAAUAAUAAUAAUUAUUGAAGGCGUAAAACGUUUUUGCUUAUGGUUGUAUGAACACUUACAUAAAAACAAUCAGAAUGCAUUGAGAUUUUAAAAGUUACUAGAUAUUAUAUUAAUAAAACACUAUACAAAAUUUUAGACUGACCAAUGAGAGCGCGUGUAGGGCCCGCGAUUAGUCACGAGAAUGGGGACUCGGUUUGUGACACUCGGGCCCGCGCUCGGUCACAGGAAUGGGGGCUCCACUCGUGACGCUCGGCCAUUGGUCAACGCGGCCCUACGCGUGCUCUCAUUGGUUAACUGUUUUUCGUUAAUAAUUUAAAAACUGUGCCUCGUUGUGCAUUUUGCCAAAGGAAAUAGUAGUUCAGAAUCAUCCAUUUUCGACAGAACACUUUAUUUAAGAUCUUUGGGUCGUCGAGGAUCGUAUUUGAAAGAGGGUAACUAAAUCUGGAGUGCUCUGACAUCAAUUUCAAUUAGAACAAUCUGUUUUGGACAUAUUGGGUUUUUGCAAAUUACAUUAGCCUUUUCAAAAAGGAGUUUGACGACCCAUAAAUGUCAUACAGGCUGUCCAGAAUAAGCGAUCAAACUUUCCCAGUUUAUGUUCUAUCUUUGCCUGGUUAAAUAGAACAGUGACGUUAAAACUGUCUUGAGAAAUGUUAUAAAAGUCGCAUGACUACCCAAUCCGCUUAAAUACCGAAAAUAGUUCUGCUUGAACUAGGAGAUGAACGUCCUGCCUAUUCCCCUGUAUCAUAAAAUACACGAUACAUGCAUAUAUCGAUUAUACGUAACCUGAAUGUGUAAUUAUUUUAAUAUGUGUACAUAGUUCCGACAAUAUACAUAGGGGAUGAAACGAGUGUUUAAGAAUGGAGGAUAGAGCGCGAUGACAUUCUUGGAUAUGAGGAGUGUACAGUUGUUUCUACGAAACGCAUCGUUGAGAAACGCGAGGGUCCGAAUUUAUCAUGUACAUUAUUUCUUACUGAGAACGCGACGUAUAACGACGAGCCGUCGUCCUGUUACGAAAAGUUUUGCACGAUUUCGACGUACGGAUGAGCCGAACGAGUUCCGUUUGUCCAUCAAUUAUUUAUUUAAUUGAAAAGUUUGCUCGGCUGUUUUGAUUAGAUUAAUAAAUUAAGACGCAGCGUGAGCCAAAAAUUGAAUCGAUCAAUUGUUUAAUUGAUGUUAAUUUUAACUGUGAAUUUCGAUACCAAAGAUCGGAUCGUGAAUGAUACCUGACCGAGAAUAAAAACCUAAUCGCGUCGCACCAAAGUUCGUGUCUAAUUAAAUUACGAUCUAACGCCUAAUUUAGGAUACUUUAACGCUAUUGCACAUAAGAAAUGAUUAGCGAACGUUUAUUUUUUCUUAUACGAAUCGUUAAUAUAAAAGAUAUUCCAGAAAAUGUGUUAGGGAAGAAGAGAGGUGAUUCUAUAAGUGUUUCUGAAAAACAAUUUCCUUUACCGAAAUGCGAAGUGAAGCAUGGUUUUUGAAUUAUUAACGAAAAACACUGACCAAUCAGAGCACGCGUAGGGCCCGCGCUGAGUCCCCACUCCGUGGCUGAACGCGGGCCCGCGCUGGGCCCCCACUCCGUGGCUGAACGCGGGCCUGCGCUGGGCUACUGCCGAGCGUCGCCGAGCCGAAUACUCCCGAGCGUCACGAGCCGAACCCCCACUCCCGCAGGCCCGCGCUGAAUCCCCACUUCGUGGCUGAACGCGGGCCCGCGCUGGGCUACUGCCGAGCGUCGCCGAGCCGAAUACUCCCGAGCGUCACGAGCCGAACCCCCACUCCCGCAGGCCCGCGCUGAAUCCCCACUUCGUGGCUGAACGCGGGCCCGCGCUGGGCUACUGCCGAGCGUCGCCGAGCCGAAUACUCCCGAGCGUCACGAGCCGAACCCCCACUCCCGCAGGCCCGCGCUGAGCCACAGGAGUGGGGGCUCGUGACGCUCGGCAAUGGCUCAACGCGGGCCUUAGACGAGCUCUGAUUGGUCAAGUGUUUUUCGUUAAUAAUUCAAAAACCAUAGCUUACUUCGCAUUUUACCAAAGGAAGUUAUUGUUCAGAAACACUUCCAGAAUCAUCCUUUUUCGGCUGUAACACUUUUUCUGGGACACCUUGUAAUAUGAAAUAUUGUAGUCGUCGAUAUUUGUCUCCGAGCGAGAUGAGAACAGGAAAUAAGAAGAAGAAGAAUAAGACGAUGAUGAAGAAGAAGCUAUUAUAAUAAACGUUAUAGUUGUAAAUAAAGUGGCCUCCCUAGUCCCGAUUAUGUUAAUUGCUUGAAAAGCCUAUCGAACAAGAAUGAAACAUUUUUUACUAUGUUGAUAGAAGCGAUGGAAAAAAAAAAAAGAAAUUGCGCACCGAUCGUAAAAGAAUGAGAAAAUCGAGAAAAUGUAUGUGUAAUGCGUGCCUCUAAUUAUAAUUACCAGAUUAGCUGGCAAUGGUCCCCGGUAAGUUUUCAAUAGGUUUCAAACGACUUUAAUCGUUUCGCAGAAAUAUUGUAUCUCUGUAUAUUUUCAUAAAGUGUUGACGUAAAACCAUUGCCGUUCGACUAACCGAAUUUGUAUCAGAUGCAUAAAAUAGGAAACUGUAUUUUCUCUUAUCGUCAGAAAUUUAUGUGUGCCCCGUUGUUGAACGACGCCCACGCGUUCUCGUGAUAAUGACAAUGCAUCGCAUGUUCCAAAUACGGGCGGGCGAAGCUCGAUAGCGUUUUAAUUAAUUAAGUAUUCGUAUCUCUCGAUCGGAUUUCUUAAAUAUUCUUUGCAUUCUCGUUCGGUUAAUAAAUUUUCAUUCUCGAGAGCUUGUAUCGUCGUUGAGUUCGACAGUCAAGGAUCAUCAAAGAAUAAAUUACAUGAUAUUUACUAACACGCUUUGUCUCUUGCGUUUUUCGUUUCAUUGUAAAACGUAAAAUAAAUGGAUGAUUCAUUUAAAUAAA
Molecule: messenger RNA, 4710 nt
Organism: Ceratina calcarata
Lineage: Eukaryota; Metazoa; Arthropoda; Insecta; Hymenoptera; Apidae
Exons: 7
Coding region: 199-1095 (298 amino acids)
Source: RefSeq, a predicted model, not a curated record